Hydractinia symbiolongicarpus is the source of this 6585-nucleotide messenger RNA. RefSeq names its product peroxisomal targeting signal 1 receptor-like. The record is from RefSeq and is a predicted model, not a curated record. The transcript has 17 exons. Lineage: Eukaryota; Metazoa; Cnidaria; Hydrozoa; Anthoathecata; Hydractiniidae. Gene Ontology annotation, cellular component: cytosol; peroxisomal membrane. Bases 261 to 1826 code for a protein of 521 amino acids. Gene Ontology annotation, biological process: protein import into peroxisome matrix, docking. Gene Ontology annotation, molecular function: protein binding.
GCUCAAACUUCCUAACAUUGUUCUUAAAACUCCAAAGUAUGUCUAGCUCUGCACUCUCUUCACCUAAAAUACUGAAAAUUUUCACCUCCAAAAAAAUUGUUAUGACGUCAAACCGAAUCGCCAAAGUUUUGGUGAGCACUCCUGCUCAGUUCUGUUUUACUUAGCUAUAGUUCCUGCUUAGUUCUGAUGCGUUUGUGAAAUAUAUAUGUAUAUUUUAGCAAUGUGUUGUUGACAUAUACUUAUUAACUAAAAUUUUAACAAUGGCUAUGAAAGAACUUGUAUCUGGGGAAUGUGGUGAAAGGAAUGCUUUGAUGAAGUUGGCUACUAAGCUUCAAGAAGGAAAUAUUCAACAGAAUGAAACACUUGGUAGAUGUUCUCAAAGACAGCAAUAUGUGAGGGAUGGGGUGCUUGUACCACAAACAUUUGACAUGCAAACAUUACUUGAUGAAAUGAAUAGCAUACAAACAAUAAGAAAAAUGGCAAGGACAAGUCCAUCUCAAGAGAAUGAAUUGCUUGAUUGGGAGAAUGAAUGCAAAACACAAGAAAAUGGAAAUCAAUUAUUGGAAGAGCAAUAUUUCCAAAAUGACCCGCUCUUGUCAAUCAGAAACUACAGAAAGGCUCAUCCACUACCAUCACUUUUUUCACUACCUCAUUCUCUGUACACUCAACAAGAACAUGAUCAAAAUGUUAAGUGGGCACAUGAAUACUUGGACGAAAAUCUGAACUCUUUAUCAAGUUAUCAUUCCUUCGAAAUCCAAAAAACUGCACAUGAAAUAUUGGAAUCGAUGGAAAAUCAAGAAAGUAAUGCCAUAGAGGAGACCACAGCUGAAUCCUGGGUAAAUGAAUAUGCUGAUAAAAUAGAGCAAGAUGUUAUUAAUGGCGAGAUUAACAUGCCAGACAUCUCACAAGAAGAUCAGGAUUAUUGGCAACAAUUGCAGCAGGACUGGAACAAACUAUUUAGCCAAGAACACUUCCAAAAUGAAGAAGAACUGUUGUCGAAUGGACUUUUUUCUACAAACAAAGAGGAAUAUGAGUUUGAAGAAGCCAACCCAUUUGCAAAUCACGAAAAUGCUUUUGAGGAAGGAUUAAAAAUGCUGAGGCAAGGUGACCUGAUCAGUGCAAUACUACUGUUUGAGGAAGCUGUUAGAGCGAAACCUGAACACGCCGAGGCAUGGCAAUACCUGGGCACAAGUCAAGCCGAGAAUGAGCAAGAGAUGUUAGCUAUAGCUGCCCUUAAUAAAUGCGUGGAACUUCAACCGGGCAAUCUUACUGCGCGUAUGGCGCUUGCUGUUAGUUAUACAAAUGAAUCGCUUCAAUCGCAGGCAUGCAAUGCACUAAAAGCAUGGAUUGAACAUCACCCAAGGUAUUUUCACUUACUGGGUUCGUCUUCUUCCUCUGUAAAAUCCGCACUUUUUACGCCGUCAUUGAUUAGUUCUGCCAUGUUUAAAGAAAUUCAAUACUUGUAUCUUGCAGCAGCACAGAUUUCUCCUCAAGGUGAUAUUGAUGCUGAUAUUCAGGUCGGUCUUGGUGUAUUAUUUAAUAUCUCGGGUGAGUACGAUAAAGCGAUCGACUGCUUCCGAACUGGAGUUCAAGCGCGUGUUGACUCGGCGGAUAUUUGGAAUAAAUUAGGAGCUACUCUUGCGAACGGAGGAAAAAGUGCAGAAGCGAUCGAAGCAUAUCGAAACGCGUUGGAGCUGAGACCUGAAUUUAUCCGAUGUCGUUACAACUUGGGAAUAAGUUGCAUCAAUAUGAAGUCCUAUAAAGAAGCUGUGGAACAUUUUCUUUCAGCUCUCAACAUGCAAAAACAGUUUGGUAACACCAGUUAGUUAUUUUACUAUGUCAGCACUUUUCAACAUGGUCAAUAUUGAAGAUAUUCAAUGUUUACAUUAAAUAUUGCACUCAAAAAGGUAAACUUUUCUUUCUCAUCAAAAUGGUUUUCAUUUUGAAAUUCUAAACCUCGUUUGGAAAUUGUAUUUCGAAAUCUGAUUGGUUGAUAAAUUCCCAUUCGCCGUGGUAGUUGAACUUCCGCGACGAAUGCUGGCGAAUGCGAGAAAAUUUCGUAGUGUGCUAAAAAUAAAUGGUCGCUUAUUCGUGAGAUUGCGGCGAAUGAAGUGGGAACCCGCCUAAGUAAAGGCGGAGCGACGUUUUGUAAACUUAAGGUAAAAAUGAAACUUUUUUUCAACCAACUGGCGCUAAGGUCGGUAUGUUAAAGGGGAACUAAACACAAAUUCUUUUUUGAUAUAUUAUCACAAAUUGGUAGUAUAUUUCGAAAAAGAAAAAGUGCACCCUAAUUUUGUCUCUUUUUACCUCAAUAAUAGCAAUUUCUUUGCCAGCAAUAUGCCAGAACACUGGAUCUAGUGACAAAAAUGACGUUGCAAAGUGCAGCACUCCGCAAACCGCAGCGAAAAGGAUGAAUCCUGGAGACCACAUUAAGCGAGUUUGGUUCGAAACCUACCCAAUACGAUUCGUUUAGCUUAUAUUUAUAAACACAAACCAACAUAAUUACGAUUCAAGUUGUUCGCCUUGCGAUAGCAAAUAUUUUCCAGAGUUUUCCUCACUGCUGUCGUGAUACCAAGAAAAUCCCAGAGGAAUUUUUAGAAGGUAAAUUUAUGAACGCGUUAUUAAAACCAAAUGUGAAAGAUAAAAGAUUUUUUAACAAAAAUAAAUCUGCGUGUUGCUUCAAACUUUCUUUUCACAACUAAAGAAUAUUUGGCUAACAAAUGCUCAAUUUACCAACAGGUUAUUGUAGCAGGUCCCGAAGCACGUGCACGAAUAAAAAAAUAUCACGAAUUAAUUCAGAUCAGUAGCAGAGUAACAAAUUUUUUUUAUCAAUAGACAAUAAUAAAUGGCAAAAGAAAUGGCUGCCCAGAGUCCUCAAAAUCAUAGUAGUUUCCACCAAGCAAAUCACAUGCUUUUCCUUUAUAAUGAAUGUACGUUAUAAGAAUAUCAGGCUGAGGUUUUAGGUUAAAAACAAAAGUUAUUUUGUUUUUAUAGCAAUAGAAAAAUAAGAAUUUUGGCAAUUAUUCUUAUAAAAAAGUGUGUAUUAAAAAAGAAAAAGAAAUGCGUCAAACGAAAUAACCACAAUGUAUUUUAUCUAUGUAUGUAUCUAUGUAGUUUAUGGUCCACUACACAUAAAACUUUGGAGAGUUAUUAAUUACUAAAAACACUUGAUCUUUUUCAUGGCCGGGAGCUGGAUCUCAAUUAUUUGGCCUUGUCCCCAGGAAUUUUUGCCGUGAUCUGUUUAUAUUUCGAAAAGGCAAAAAUCCCUGGGCACAGAGGUGGUCAUUUGAUUAAAAACGUGAUUUAUCAAAAUCCAGCUUAAUCAAUAUUCGCCAAAAUUUCAAAAUACAGAAUUUUCGGAGUUUGAUAUAAGGGAAAAGUGGAUUUUUCAGGCAUAAAAAAGAAUUGAAAUACCAGAUUUUCGGAAAAUAUAUCUGCGCAAAUUUGGAAUUUUCAGGCAUGACAAAUAACAAGAAGCCCUUCGGCUUGAAGAUUUCCGUCAUUAGCCUGGAAGAUUCUGAAAUUUGAAGUAGACCUUGAAAAUGGAGAAUAAUGGGUUAAACAAAUCAUUGAGUAUCCUAAUUCUCAAUUAUUAUUGUAACUAACCUGCAAUGUAAAAAUACAACUUAAUAAAUAAAAAAUUAAAAAUACAUUAGUAUUCUAGAAUGAUAUUAAAAACUUUAACUGGAUAUUUUCAACACUGAUCUCGGAAAUUCUGGAAAUUCCAGGAUACAAAUCUUGUUAUGUAUGAACUUGAUGAUACGAAUAUAGUAACUUCUGAACAAGUUCAAUUUCAAUGAAUUGUUGUUCAAUUAAUUCAGCAAUUAAUAGAUAUUAGCAUUUGAAUAUUUCAGUAUUUAGGCCUUAAAAAUUUACUCUCUCGUUGAAGAUUUUUUGAAAAUGCUGAUGGUGCAUGGUUUGAUAACAGCUGAUCUGAAAAAGAAAGUACGUUUUAAAAAUGGGAAACAAGAAUACAAUUUCACCACUGAAUUAACAUCAGGUUGUUUAAUUAUUGCAUAUUUAACCUCUCUUUGCCUCUUUGAUUAAAAGAGAGAAUUUAUUAAAAUGAUGCAAAUCACAAGGUAUAUUAUAUGUAUAAAUAUAUGUAUAUAAUUUUAAUCAAGCUGACUUGUGAUAUCUUUGUUAAACAAGUAAUAUAUUAAGCAGGCGAUACAUGAUUUUAAAACCAGUGGACGAUAUAUACAGGAUUUAUUUUGUCGAAAUCGAUUAAUAUUGAAUUCAACAAAUUUUAUCGUUUAUUAUCCCUUUUCAAUUCAAAUUCUCCAAUUUGUAUUUAUUUUUGGAGAGUCUGAUUAGUUCCAAUUUUUCAUUUUGAAGAAAAUGAUUGGUCUUUGUUUUGUUUGACAAAAUCCAAAAAGUUGAACUUAUAUAACUUUUGAAAUUUCAAAUUGACAAAUUGACUUGAUAAAAUAAGGUAAACACAGAAUUUGUCGGAUUUGAUAAAUCAAUAGUCCUGUUUGUGAGAUUUUUAAAAAUCAAGUCUUUUCUAUGAAAUCUUAGAAAAAAUAUUUUGUGAUACUUGUGAUACUGGGUGAGUUCAAGAAAGUUCUUCAAGCAAAUUAGGCACUCAAGGAGAACUGAUAAUUAGCCAAUAACAGGAUAAUUAGCCGUUGCAGAAUAAUUAUAUAUACGGUGCGUACAAAAUUAGCCAUCCUCGUCUCCAGGGUUUGUUGCCUUGUCAAUGCCGCUAGCGCUUACUUGAGGGUUAAACAAGACCCAGGUACAGGCUUUUUUCAUAACCAGUAUAAAGGUUACUAUAAAUAAUUAAUGAUUUGUCUCGUUAUUACAAUUUCUGCAGCUAGUAAAAGCAACUUGAUCGAGUCCUCGUUCUUCACAUGCACAUGGCGAGGACUUCACAUGCAAAUGUCGUUUGGUUAUUUAUGUUUUUCAACGCAUGACUUUCGAAAGUUUUUUUAAACCAAGUUAUUAUUUGUUUACCCGGAAACUAUAUUUUAUAGGGAUGAAAUUUUUUAAGAAGCGUUAUUUAUUAACAAAAUGUGGAAACGUGUGAUUAGAUAAAGCUGAUUUUGUUGGGAUAUACUGAUACAAGAAGACAACCUAGUCUCAAUUUAGUGGCUACCUGUUAUAUUUUACAAGUCUAGUAUCUCUUUGGAAAAAGUGUGUGUCUUAGAUUGUGGCAUCUGGCUAGUUACAUAAUAAAUAAGGAAAAAAAAAACGAAGCUAGCUAGAUAGCUAAGUAUAAAAUAUGUUUCCAACGUCUUAUAAAUGUUGGCUGAAUAAUUUUGUAUAAGCAACCCAGUUGAUAAGACUAGGUUUAAAAUUGGGUUAAAGAUUAAGCGUCUUUCUGAGCAAACUUCGGUCGUUAUAUCUACGCUACGAUCCCUCUUCCCUCAGCUAGCAACUUUUCCAGCUGAACUAUGGCAAAUUUCCAAUAUAUACUGCGUUUAAGCAGCAAUAUAAUGUGCUUUCGCAUGGUAAAUUCAUUACUGAUGAACAUCCGAAAGGUCAAGGUCUGGUUCGUAUUCCAGAAGUGUUUGGUAAAAUAAUUAUAGGUGCUAAAAACAACCACCUGAGAAACUUGUGAUCAAGAAAUGCCUUAGCAAUCUAAUGUCUGAGCCAAGAGGUUAGAGAUCAAUCUACUUGUUUACUUAUUUCUAUUUUUGUUGCACCUGCUUAAAUUUUUAAACAUUUUAUUUCAGCAGGUGUAAAUAUUGAAUAUUGCAAAUUGUGACUUUCAAAAAUUCAAAUUAUUGUGUUGUAUGUUUUUGCAAAACUUUGGGUCUCCUACAUACACUCAGUGAUUGAUACAGUAGAUUCUUUCACGAGAAUACGGCUAGUAUUUAUAUAUUUCGGCAACAAAUCUUUAUUUUCUAUAUAUGAAAAGUUAUCGUUUUAGACUGAUAAAAUAUUUCGAACUUAAGACACAAAAUAACAAUAAUAGUUGACCCAACUGAGAAUAUGAUUUGGAUUAAAGCUACAGCCGUGAAAUUAAAUUCGAUAUUGAGGCCUCAAAAAUUUACAGAUGUAAUACAGGUGCCAUGUCCUGACAUAUUGAAAACAAAUAACCAACACAAAAAAUGCUUGAUAAUAUACCUAGUUCUAUUAUUGAACAUAUCAAAGAGUACCACAAUGAACUGAAUAAUUUUGUUAUGGACAAAGUUGGUAAGUAAAAAAGCCAUUUGUAUGUGGAAAUAAGUUUCUAGUUAAAAAAUACUUCAGUUUACAUAAAACAAGAUAAUGAAUAUUUUACAGUUAAAGGUUAUCACUGGAUAAACUGAGGGUUGUCCCUGAAGAAAGCAUGAAUUCGUCAAAACAAUGUUCAUCGUCUAUACCACAAAGUAAGGGACGCACAGAAAGAAUACCUGUUCUGUUGCUGAAAUAAAUUUUACUUCUACCACCAAAAACGUUGAAAAAGUUAAGCAAAAAGCUCAUAUAUAAAAUUUUUUCGAUGCAAGGACAGCAACAUAUGACCAUGAUGACAAAGAACUCAUCAAGUACCUCAUAUUAGAUGAAAUGUACCAUGCCUCCAAUAUAAUGAAUGAGCAUCCCACAAAAGUUGUUAAAACAACGUAUGGGAAUGUUCCAGCUGAAUCGUGUUUGAAC